Seriola aureovittata is the source of this 2991-nucleotide messenger RNA. RefSeq lists its product as uncharacterized. The record is from RefSeq and is a predicted model, not a curated record. Gene Ontology annotation, molecular function: GTP binding. The transcript has 6 exons. The annotation marks the transcript as partial. Lineage: Eukaryota; Metazoa; Chordata; Actinopteri; Carangiformes; Carangidae.
UUUUCAGGGUGUAGCUCUGACCUGAGGGUGGUGCUGGUGGGUCAGGAGAGAGUGGGGAAGAGCUCAGCAGGAAACACCAUCCUGGGAAAGAAGGAGUUCCACUGUAAGUUCAGUUCCUCACCUCUGACGCUGAGCUGUGAGAAGAGAGAAGGUGAUGUUCAGGGUCGCAGAGUCUCUGUGGUCGACACCCCCGGACUCUUCAGCUCUCAGCUGUCUGAGGAGCAGGUGAAGACACAGCUGGAAGAAGCACUAAAGCUGAGCUCUCCAGGUCCUCACGUCUUCCUCCUCACCAUCCAGCUCGGAAGAUUCACUGAACAGGAAAAGAAAGGUCUGAAGACUCUGGAGAAGAUGCUGAGUCCUAAUGUCUCUGAACACACCAUGGUGCUGUUCACCUACGGAGACCGACUGGAAGACACUGACAUUGUUCAGUUCAUCAGAGAAGACAAGAACCUGCAAGAGCUGCUGAAGAACUGCAGCGGCCAGUACCAGGUGUUCAACAACAAAAAGAUGGAGGACAGGGAUCAGGUCAAAGAGCUGUUUGACAAAAUAGAUUCAGUCUCUCAGGGAGGACGAUUGAUUUAUGAGAAAAGAUCUCAGUCAGUGAAUCCAAUGUUCAGAGUUUGGAGGAUGAUUUUUGAGAAAAGAUAUUGGUUAGUGAAUCUAAUCAUCAUAGUUACUGUUGGUUAUUUAAAACUAUCAUCAGACGUGUUUGAAUCUCUGAGUGAACAGAGGGAUGAUGAUUCAGAGUCUCCACCAGGCUGGUGUCACAAGGUGACAGGGGAGGAUUUACUGGGUGCACCAAGAUGGCUGCCUCCAGCUGCAACCAAUCAGCCUGUUAUUGACUCGCCCAUCAAAGCAGAUGUGCUGCAGGAGCUGUUGGGCCUGAGCGGGUGGCUGGCUGUUCCCUCGGUGGUGGCCCCUUCACUUUCCUCUACAGUGUGCACUGAGGUGUCAGCUGGUCAUCCUGCUGCUAAGCCCACAGCCCUGCUCCUUGUGCCUGUGUUCGAGUGUUUGGGCCUUGAAGAGACAAAGGGACAGGAGCUCAGGAUUGCACUUGUUGGGAAAACUGGAGUUGGGAAGAGCGCAGCAGGAAACACCAUCUUAGGGAGGAAGGCUUUUAAAUCUCAGAUGUCUUCGUCCACAGUGACAUCAGAGUGUCAGAAGGAAACAGGAGAUGUUGCUGGUCGAACACUGGCUGUUGUUGAUACUCCAGGUCUGUUUGAAACCAAGAAAUCUAACAAGGAGGUGAAGAAAGAGAUCGCUAAAGCCAUCUCAUUUGCUGCUCCUGGUCCUCAUGUGUUCCUGAUCGUGAUCCAGCCGAAUAGAUUCACUGAAGAAGAACGAAAAACAGUGAAAAUCCUUCAGGAGAUGUUUGGAAAAAAGUCAAGAAACUACACUAUGGCCUUGUUCACCCAUGGAGACGUCCUGAAGGAGGAGGGAGUCUCCAUAGAGACAUUCAUUAGUCAGAAUCAGCUUCUCCGUGACUUCAUCAGUCAGUGUGGUGGAGGUUACCAUGUGUUUGACAACAGAGACAAGGAUCUCCUUCAAGUCACUGAGCUGGUGAGAAAGAUCAACAUUAUGGUUCGGAGAAAUGGAGGAAGCUGCUACACCAAUGAAAUGUUCGAAGCAGCUGAGAGAGCCAUAAGAGAAGAAAUGGAACGUCUGUGGAGAGAAAAUCCAGAUAUUGAUCAGGAAGAAGCGAGAAGAAAGGCAGAGGAAGACAAUUCCUUUAUUAAGGUGGUUCUAAUGGGAGCUGCUGCUGGAGCUGCUGCUGGAGCUGUAGUGGGAGCUGGUGCUGGAGCUGCUGCUGGAGCUGCAGUGGCAGGUUUAGUUGGAGGUGUGGGGGGAGCUUCAGUGGGGGGUCCAGUGGGAGCUGGAGCAGGAGCUGUAGUGGGAAGUAAAGUGGGAGCUGGAGUGGGAGGUUUAGUGGGAGGUUUAGUGGGAGCUGUAGGGGGAGCUGUAGGAGGAGCUGCAGCUGCGGCAGUGAAUAAGGAGGCCUGCAUCAUACAUUCAGGGUGUAGCUCUGACCUGAGGGUGGUGCUGGUGGGUCAGGAGAGAGUGGGGAAGAGCUCAGCAGGAAACACCAUCCUGGGAAAGAAGGAGUUCCACUGUAAGUUCAGUUCCUCACCUCUGACGCUGAGCUGUGAGAAGAGAGAAGGUGAUGUUCAGGGUCGCAGAGUCUCUGUGGUCGACACCCCCGGACUCUUCAGCUCUCAGCUGUCUGAGGAGCAGGUGAAGACACAGCUGGAAGAAGCACUAAAGCUGAGCUCUCCAGGUCCUCACGUCUUCCUCCUCACCAUCCAGCUCGGAAGAUUCACUGAACAGGAACAGAAAGGUCUGGAAACUCUGGAGAAGAUGCUGAGUCCUGAUGUCUCUGAACACACCAUGGUGCUGUUCACCUACGGAGACCGACUGGAAGACACUGACAUGGAUCAGUUCAUCAGAGAAGACAAGAACCUGCAAGAGCUGCUGAAGAACUGCAGCGGCCAGUACCAGGUGUUCAACAACAAAAAGAUGGAGGACAGGGAUCAGGUCAAAGAGCUGUUUGACAAAAUAGAUUCAGUCUCUCAGGGAGGACGAUUGAUUUAUGAGAAAAGAUCUUGGUUAUUGAAUCUAAUGAUCAGAGUUUGGAAGAUGAUUUUUGAGAAAAGAUAUUGGUUAGUGAAUCUAAUCAUCAUAGUUACUGUUGGUUAUUUAACACUAUCAGUAACUUCUACAGAUGGUUGAGAGCCACAUAGAAUGAGAUGAAUCAAUAUACAGAAGUAAAUAUUUUUUCUCUCAUCAUGUCAGCCUGAACAGUUACCCACCAUUUUGAGUUCCCCUCUCCUACAAGUGAGAUCAGUUCAUUAUGUAACUUUAACAUGCAUGUAGUCAGAGACGUGCACAGACAUGUUGAGGGGCUGUUCCUGAAUAACGUAUAUGUUCAUUUAACCGACCACGAAUCAAGUUUAAAUGUAUCAACUGUUUUAUUCAAGAUGAAUAAAAAUGUAA